AUGAGACAUAUCCUAGCAGGCUUAGCGCUCUCGAGUACGCUUGUCGCCCAUGCGUGGGCGGGGCAACCGGCUAAUAUUUAUGGUGUUAAUUUGGGCUCAUGGUUGGUCCUAGAGCCAUGGAUGCUUCCUCAAGGCUGGUUGGAUAUGGGUGGAGAGUCAUGUGCAGAUUGUUCGACAUGCAUUGCAAGCGAGUGGUCAUUUGCAAAGGCCUAUCCCGACACUGUUGACGCUACCUUCGCUGGUCACUGGGACACAUGGUUUACACAGAACGACGUCAACACACUGAAGGCGGCCGGUAUCAACACCGUCCGAGUUCCUCUUGGAUAUUGGAUUGUGGAGGCUUUAGUCGAUCGAUCGCACGAAUAUUACCCUCGUGGCGGUCUUAAUUAUUUGCGUCGUGGCUUGGGCUGGUUGCAAGAUGCCGGGAUUCAAGCGAUCCUGGAUCAUCACGCAUUGCCUGGGGUGCAAACGGCUGGGCAAAUGUUCACCGGAAAUUGCACUAACGAUGUUCAAUUCUACACUCCAUACAACUAUCACCGUGCUCUCGUGUGGACAGCGGUCAUGACCACGCUUGCUCACCUGGACCCUACCUUUGGAAGUGUAUUUGCGAUCGAGGCAAUGAAUGAACCCAUCAUGAACGCAGCUCAGACACCCAACUACGGCACCUUUCAAAAGAACUUCGUCCAGACAAUCCGUGCGGUCGAGCUCACACUUGGGAUCCCUGUACCGUCAUCCAGUCCAUUUGCAUCGCUAUCGGUAUCCAUCUCGAACAACUUCACUGCUGCGUUGAACGCGACGUCCAAGGCAACCGUCUUCUCGCCGGAGGUGCAGUCGGCACUUGCAGAUGCUGUUCCCAUCCUACUGGAGAUUGGAAUACAAUGCGGCUUGCAGUCCGAGUUCGAGGCGUCGCCCUUCUGGAAGCCCCGUACUUCAUUGGUGGCGAACUUCAUGGACGUGAACUGGCAGUACAACAACCCCGCUAACCCAGCUGACGUCGCCAUUGGUCCACAAGCUUAUGACAACCACUUGUAUUACUCGUUUGGCGGAGUCGCAGAUGCUAACCCGACGGCAUACUUGACCAGUAUUUGCAAUCUUACACGCAUUCAGAGCGACGCUGCAGUUGGUAACUCUCCCCUCUGGUUUGGAGAGUGGGGACUUUCGACACAGUUCAAUGCCACGGACGACUUCCUCUACCAGUGGGCUGACGCACAGAAAUUGGCCUAUAGUAAAGGUGCUGGAUGGCUUUACUGGAACUUCAAAACUGAGAUAUCGAGUCUCACCAACGGGAAUGCCCUCGCAAGACAAUGGUCAUACCUUGAGGCGUUGGAACUCGGGUACAUGACCCAGGACCCCGCAGCGCUGCACGAUCCGAAUGUGUGCAAGCCAUACAUAAACGGCACCUCGAAAAGCACCAGCUAA
Suillus paluster is the source of this 1419-nucleotide messenger RNA. Its product is annotated as glycoside hydrolase family 5 protein. Gene Ontology annotation, cellular component: extracellular region; cell surface. Lineage: Eukaryota; Fungi; Basidiomycota; Agaricomycetes; Boletales; Suillaceae. The record is from RefSeq and is a predicted model, not a curated record. Gene Ontology annotation, biological process: glucan catabolic process. Bases 1 to 1419 code for a protein of 472 amino acids. Gene Ontology annotation, molecular function: beta-glucosidase activity. The transcript is spliced from 15 exons.